AUGUUUGAGAGCGUUCUGGCCUUAUUCCGAAAAAGAAAAAUCAGUGGAGCAAAACUCAUUGUCCUGGGCCUUAUUCCUAGAAGGAGAAAGGAGGCGGUGGUGGGGAUGGAGUGGACAGUAGGGUGCACUUCCACAGCACGAUGCAGGGUAAAUACAGCCUUUCAGUUUGGAGAUAACUGUCAUCAACAACACGACUAUGCCUUGCGAGAUAGGGUCCGCCCCCGGCGUGCGUUCUGGUCGCAGCUCUAUCUUCAGGAUGCAGGCGUGCCUCCCUCUUCCUGUGGGAAGCGCUGGGUCACAGGGAAGCCUCACAGCUUCUCAGUUGCAUUGGGGUGCAGAGCCAUGUCAGUGCUGCUGCGGACCACGCUGCUGUGGGCAGCGCUGGGGCUCCUGCACCCGCAGCCCCUGCGCUGCCCCCGGAUCUGCCAGUGCUACUUCCGCGACGCGGCGCAGUGCGUCGGGGGCGAGGUGUCACGCAUCGCCACCUUGGGCCUGCCCUCCAACCUCACGCACCUCCUGUUCUACCACAUGGGCGCCGGCGCCUUGCAGAACGACAGCUUCCGAGGCAUGACGGUCCUGCAGCGCCUGAUGCUCUCCGACAGCCACAUUUCCGCAGUGGCCCCGGGCACCUUCAGCGACCUGGGCCGACUGAAAACCCUGCGGCUGUCGCGCAACGCGAUCCCUCAGCUGCCCGCCGCGCUCCUGGACUCGCUGCUGCUCCUGGAACAGCUGUUCCUGGACCACAACGAGCUGAAGAGCGUUGACCAGAACACGUUCCGGACGCUGGGCAGCCUGCAGGAGCUCUUCCUGAACCACAACCAGCUCGCCUCGCUCCCCGAGGGCCUCUUCAGAAACCUGAGCAACCUGAAGGUGUUGGACCUGUCGGCCAACAACUUGACCCGGGUGCCCGCGGGCUUGCUCGUGGCGCAGGCGAAGCUCCAGAAACUAAUGCUGCACUCGAAUCGGCUCGUGUGUCUGGACCCAGGGCUCCUGGACGGCCUGGGCGCCCUGCGGGAGCUGCACCUCCAUAGCAACCGCAUCCUCUCCAUCCCCCCCGGGGCCUUCGACGGCCUGCAGAACCUGAGCUCCCUCACGCUGGCCAGAAACCGCCUGGAGUCUCUGCCCUCCUCGCUGUUUCUCCACGUGCACCGCUUGACGCUGCUCACCCUCUUCGAGAACCCGCUGGCCGAGCUGCCGGGGACGCUCUUCGGAGAGAUGGCAGGCCUGCGGGAGCUCUGGCUGAACCGCACGCGGCUGCGCACCCUGCCGCACGCCGCCUUCCGCAACCUGAGCGGCCUGCAGGUGCUGGGCGUGACGCACAGCCAGCUGCUGAGCUCGCUGCCCGACGGCUUGCUGCGCGGCCUCGGCCACCUGCGCCACCUGUCGCUCCGCCGCAACCGGCUGCGGGCCCUGCCGCGCGCGCUCUUCCGCAACCUCAGCAGCCUGCAGGAGGUGCAGCUCCACCACAACGAGCUGCAGACCCUGCCUGGCGACGUGUUUGAGGGCCUGCCGCGGCUGACCGAGGUCCUGCUGGGGCGCAACCCCUGGCGCUGCGACUGCGGCCUGCGACCCUUCCUGCGGUGGCUGCGGCAGCACCGGGGCCUGGCGGGCCAGGCCGAGCCCCCGCGGUGCCACGGCUCCGGGCAGUACGCGGACCUGGUGCUCUGGGAACUGCCGGAGGGCGACCCGCCGUGCGCCGGCGAGCUGGCUCUCCCUGACAACUCCUCCGAAGCCCCCGCCACCCCUGCUCUGCAGCCCAACAGCUCGGAGGCCGGGCCGUGGGCUCAGCCGGUGGUCAUCGACGGACGUCCAGACCACAAGCUGUUCUGGGGUCUUUAUGUUCUGCUUCUGGCCACUCAGGCAGUAAUAACCGGCAUCAUUGUGUUUGCUAUGAUUAAAAUCGGCAGGCUCUUUCGAAAGUUAAUCAGAGAGAGCGCGCUUGUUUGA
This is a messenger RNA of Lepus europaeus (European hare), 1947 nucleotides long. RefSeq names its product glycoprotein V platelet (gene GP5). Gene Ontology annotation, molecular function: protein binding. Lineage: Eukaryota; Metazoa; Chordata; Mammalia; Lagomorpha; Leporidae. The transcript is spliced from 3 exons. Bases 1 to 1947 code for a protein of 648 amino acids. The record is from RefSeq and is a predicted model, not a curated record.